ACGAUUUCAAUUAUAUAAUAUGAGACAUUUCGGAUUGGAGAGUUCCAGUCCUCAGUUAACACCCGCCUUAUUUCACUGGAAAUUGUCUCUCAAAAUUCAAAAAUCUGGAAGCAGAAAUUUUGGGUCACUUCAGAAAGUGCAAAAGGCUCUCAGCUUGACACCUGGCUUUGCUCCGGCUGUGUAACUCUGGGACCUCCCGAAAUGCACUCCCCCCACAACCUAACCCCAAAAACAAAUGUCCUCAAGGACCCUGCUGUGGCUCGCAUCUCCCCCCACCCCUCCACACUCCAGCUGCAGAUCCCCUGUUUAAAAAGACACGUUCGGUUUCUGCCUUUUAGGAGGGAGGAAUAAUGAGGGCUCUUUUAUUGCAUUUCUGGCUCCUGAUGGUGGUGGCUUCUGCGAAGAGAGAGAGGCCCAUUUCUUCCCCUUCCGCCCAUAAACUCCAGCCAACGGGGAGGGCGGCCUGGCACUCCGCCACCAGAACUGGCAAGGAAUGUAGCUUAGGGAAGAAGACGGCGGGGGGAGUAAAAACUAAGGGGGAAAAACCAGAAACACACUGAGCUCGCUUGGAGCCCGGGCUGCAGGCCCCGCAACUCGGACAAGAUGGAGUGCUGGUAGCGGUUCAUUGGGGGGGUCUGCCCCGCAGGGUCCGUCCUCUCUGGAGCAGGACACAAAUGUUGACCCCCUUCCCCAUCUCCAGAGCUACCUGGAGGAAGGGGGUUGUGGACUGCAGCUGCCCAGGACCACUUGGCAAAAUCUCUCCCCACAAGCAGAGUUGCCUUUAAAAACACAUCUCCAAGAGAAUCCCGUGCGCUGUGACUGGAAAUGCUUACAAUAAAGCUGCCUCAGAUCUUCAGGGUCCACCAAGUACCUCGUAUCUUCUGGGAAGAUGGGAUCAUCUCUGGCUACCGUCACCCCAAAAGCUCUGCCUUGGAUUGCGUCCUCAGCUCUUUUCAGCUGAACAACGAAACCAUCAACAUUUGGACACAUUUUUUGCCGACGUGGUAUUUUCUGUGGCGCUUCCUGAUGCUCUCCUACAGCCUGGACUUCUGGCGUGACACCUACAGCUGGCCUUUCCUGGCCUACAUGGUGCUGGUGUGCCUCUACCCCUUCACCUCCAGCUGUGCCCACACGUUCAGCACCAUGUCCACCCAUGCCAGGCACAUCUGCUACUUCUUGGACUACGGAGCGCUCAGCCUCUACAGUUUGGGCUGCGCUAUCACGUACGGAGCCUACGCAAUGCCUGACGUCUGGGUAGAUGGCCCUUUGCACCACUGCUUUGUCCCUCUGGCGGCCCUGAAUUCCUUUAUCUGCACCAGCCUGUCUUGUUACUCCCGAUUCCUGGAACUGGAGUGUCCUUCUUUGUGCAAGAUCUUGAGGACUACAGCCUUCGCUUACCCUUUCCUCUUCGACAACAUUCCAUUGUUCUACAGGCUCUUGUUCUGCUUUGGCGAAGACUGUGCCUGGAAUGACUCCAUCCCUGGUUACUUCUACCACCUUAUUUUCGCAGCCCUCACUGGCUUCCUCUUCGCUUCCCACCUGCCGGAGCGCCUGGCCCCUGGGCGCUUUGAUUACAUUGGACACAGCCACCAGCUCUUCCACAUCUGCGCUGUCGUGGGCACCCAUUUCCAACUGGAAUCUGUUUUAUGGGACUUGCAUUCACGCCGGGCCUGGCUGAGCGCUCACGCCCCGGCGGCCACCUUCACCAGGACUUUUGCCAUCCUCGGAGCUGCCCUCCUGGGCAACCUCGCACUCGUGGCUGCCUUCACCAUGGCCCUCCUCCGGUCCUCCGGCACGACACUCAUUCUGCAAAGCAAUGUCCCCGAGGUGGAGCGGCCCAAGGAGCAGUGAUGGAGCCCUCUCUGGCGGCGCUCUGUGGCUUUGAUUUCUCUGAGGGACCUUCGUUCCGCCUCCCUCGGGCGGUGACUCCUUUGAGAGCCCCUGGGUGAGCGUUUUCUCCGC
This is a messenger RNA of Podarcis muralis (Common wall lizard), 1962 nucleotides long. RefSeq names its product progestin and adipoQ receptor family member 6 (gene PAQR6). The record is from RefSeq and is a predicted model, not a curated record. Gene Ontology annotation, cellular component: membrane. Gene Ontology annotation, molecular function: signaling receptor activity. Lineage: Eukaryota; Metazoa; Chordata; Lepidosauria; Squamata; Lacertidae.